Molecule: messenger RNA, 1726 nt
Organism: Rhagoletis zephyria (snowberry fruit fly)
Lineage: Eukaryota; Metazoa; Arthropoda; Insecta; Diptera; Tephritidae
Product: zinc finger BED domain-containing protein 4-like
Molecular function (GO): DNA binding
Source: RefSeq, a predicted model, not a curated record
AAAUUCAGAUGCUUCCGCCACAUGUAAACUCUGCAACAAGAAUCUGAAAACAUCAGGUAACACCUCGAAUCUUCGCUGCCACAUUGAGAAAGUUCACAAACAGAUAUUACUAGAAACACAAUCAAGUGAUAAAGCAGAAUGCUCCUCUGAAGCUAUUCCACACACGCAACCGAAACCACAAAAAAUUUCUGAAAUUAUUAGCAUUGCGCCAACACCUUCGCCACUUCUUAGUGAGGUAUCUGAGAGUACAAAUGAGGAGACAGCAUGUAUUAUCAUUGAAUCUCAGCCUACGACAUGUACUCCGUCAGUAUCAGGCAGUAAACCGAAAUCUCAGUUGCCUACGGCAGCACUGAUCCAACCAAAUGUCAAAGACUUCUUCGAGCAAGUUAAGAGCAUUUCUUCUCAAGACGGUACUAGGUCAAGGAAAAUCACUGAAGCAAUCGUCAAGUUCAUUAUAAUGGACAACAAACCAUUUUCCACGGUAGAAGGAAAUGGUUUUCUACAGCUAAUGAAAGAAGUGGUUCCGCUCUAUAAAGUCCCAAGCAGGGAGACAAUAAAAUUGCGCGUGGAUGAAAAAUACGAAGCGUUAUCAUGCAUUUUCAAAGAGCACAUUCGUAAAUGCGAAAGUUACUGUCUAACGUAUGACGUAUGGACAGAGACAAUGAAAAAUCAGUCGUUCCUUGGGGUAACAAUCUAUUUACUGGAUAAUUUACGUCUGUUAAGUGGAACAUUAGGCGUACUUGAACUACACGAAAGUCACACCGCUGCUUCUUUAGGAGAACAUUUGUCUCGGCUUUUUAUCGAGUGGAACGUAUCCACAGAUAAAGUUUCUGCUUGCGUAACAGAUAACGACAGCACUAUGAUGAAAUUGAAUAGAAACUUGUUUGGUGACAAAAAAAUAAUUCCCUGCUUCGCACACACGCUUAAUUUGGUUGUCACUCAGGCAAUAGAUAAGUCAACGGAAGUGUCAGCUUUGAUCAGUAAGGUGCGGGACAUUGUUAAGUUUAUUAAAAGAAGCGGUAACGCCAGUGAUGAAUUGCGAAAGAAACAAAUAGAUGCCGGGGCUUCUGAAGAGCGGUUUGUCCAGUUAGCAUCUAUUUUAAGUGAAGUACUGCUCACUCGCCCAGAAGCACCCUCUAUGGUAACUGGCUCUGAUCUGAACAAUAUCAAGGAGGUGAUUGAGUUAUUAAAGUCGUUUGAAAUUGUUACUAGGGAGAUUUCUGCGGAUACCUAUGUUACCGUUAGCAAAGUGAUACCGCUGGUAAGUUCUAUAAGUGAAGCUCUGAUAACAAUUUCGCCCCGAGAUGCCAUCGUAGUGGAGCUAAAAAAUGAACUGCGAAAGAAUAUGAACAAACGAUUUGAUAAACUUGAACUUAAUUCGAUUCUGGCGUUGGCAACUACGUUAGAUCCGAGAUUCAAAUUAUUGCAUUUUAAAGAUCCUCUGGCUAAAAGCAAAACAGUUUUUUAUUUUAACAGUUCUAUACGAGAUGGAAAGAAUGACGCUGGUACGUCUGAAUCUUCAAAUGAGUAUGAAAAAGAAGAGCAAUCUUUUGAUAUUUGGAUACAUCAUAAACAUUUGGCUCACCAGAAUAUAAAAUCUAAACAGUCCAAUUUAUCUACAAUCACAACAACGGAAGUUGAAGUGCAAAUGUACCUAGGAUCAGCUGUUGCUCCUAUUAACCAAAAUCCAAUUGAAAUGUGGGAUGACAUGAAAAGAAAAAUGUAA